AUGGCGACAGAUGAGUCGAUUGCUACGGUGGCUGCGAAGGCUCCGGUGACGUCGGAGAGGAAGGUCCGGACUGAUCUCGACGAUCGUCUCCCCAAACCAUAUGUGCCUCGAGCGAUGGUUGCACCAGACAUGGAAAACGUAAACGGCUCAAGGGGACACAAGCAUCAGGACAUGUCUGUUCUUCAGCAGCACGUCGCUUUCUUUGACCAGGAUGGUGAUGGUAUUAUCUAUCCAUCGGAGACAUUUAAAGGAUUUAGGGCACUUGGUUUCAACGUGAUCUCUAGUUUCUUUCUAACAAUCAUCGUGCAUCUUACGAUGAGUUACGCCACAUUGCCUACUUGGAUGCCUUCUUUUAGUUUCCCGAUUCACAUCAAAAACAUUCACAGAGCCAAGCAUGGAAGCGACACCUCUACUUACGAUACAGAAGGAAGGUACAUUCCUGCGAAUUUGGAGAACAUGUUCAGCAAAUACGCACGUACCGUGCCUGACAAGCUAUCUCGCUAUGAGCUGUGGCAGAUGACUGAGGCUAACCGCAAUGCAUUCGAUUUCUUUGGCUGGGCAGCGAGUAAAAUGGAGUGGGGAGUAUUGUACUUGCUGGCUAAAGACGAGAACGGCUACUUAUCCAAAGAAGCUGUUAGGAGAUGCUUCGAUGGGAGCUUGUUCGACUACUGCGCCAAGACGAGAGCUUCUACUAAAAAGGCUGAAUGA
Messenger RNA from Microthlaspi erraticum, 708 nucleotides. NCBI's taxonomy places the organism in Eukaryota, Viridiplantae, Streptophyta, Magnoliopsida, Brassicales, Brassicaceae. The record is from the annotation of a GenBank genome assembly.